GCCGCGGGCGUCGCGCCAACUAACCCGCCGCGCCGCUCGUCGGCUGUUCGCGACCGCGCAGGCUGACCCGCCCGCUUGACACUGCGCAGUUCGCGAUCGACGUCGACCGACGUAGGAAGCCCGCAGGCUGCUCCAGGCCAUUCCGGAACGUUAGCACGCGCGCUGCUGAGCUGCCACGGGGCUUCAUCUCCCGCCGGCGUCGCUACUGCAGCCCUACACGGGCGUGUUCCGGGCCGGUUGCAGCCUCGCCUUGUGCUGCAGGACAUGGCGGACUGAAGCCGAGGUUUCGUCCUGUACAUUGCGUGACUUUACCAACCAGCUGAUCUCUCUGGCAUGGGGAGACAGUGAGCAGUGAGCAGUGAACCAGCCCCUGCUAUGAUGAUGAGCUUGCUGUCCCUAGUGGCGCUCCUGGCCACGGUUGCCGCAGACGUCGACCGCCUUCCGCUGCUACCCUCGCAAGCGGCGUCUCCGCCGGCGACCACAUCCGAUGGCCAGUGGCACUCACCGGACCACUCGCUCCCUGACGACGACGACGCAUUCCCAGCCACCCCCACCACUUCGCCCACGGCGGCGGAGACUCGACGUCGCUUGGAAACCUCCGGGACUCCUUCAGCAUACGAACACGUCUUCAACAGUAGCACCUUCCAAGGUGAACAACCGACACCGGAGGACCACACCGGUAGCGACAAGACUCUUCCAGUCAUUGACGCUGGCAUUAUCUACCAGAGUGAAUCGUCUGCAUCGUCACGAAACCAGCAGAUAGAUGAUCACCCCACACUACAUGAGGACGAAGGAGCUGGAGAUCCAACGGAAGAAGUGGACGAUCCAGAACUGAACGGACCUCGAGUUCUGCCCAGGACUGGCAGUCUUAUCCCGACCACCGAAGAGUCCAGCGAGGAUGGGGUGGCUUCCUUCGAGAUCGGAGGUCCCGAUGAGGAAAGAAAUAUGUCAGAAUCCUCCAUUCCAGACAUUGCACAGAGUACGAAAACAGCAGAGGGUCUUCUGGACGAACAGCAACCUGUGGCUGAAGAUAAGGCAACUGAUCCAUCAGUGUACGAAUAUAAGUGGGACCCUAGUUACGCGCAUGCUGAUGGAACCAAAGACCUCGAGGAAAACGUGACAAAUUACACCAAGAACACAAACGCCGAAAAAGAGACAGCUGAAGGCGACAAAGUAGAAGACGCUGGGGCACCAGAUGCUGAGUACUUUUGGACAGGAGGGGUGACGGAUGAGCAAGUGAAAAACGCGACCAGUGAUACAAAACAAGUCACCUCGGACAGAGAUAGCAACGAUACACGAGCAGUGCUUAGCUCCACUACCACUGGCACACAAGCAACUCCCAGUUCUUACUUCCAAAAUAGUGAAUCCACAGUAGGAGAAGGUGUGCAGAAAACCGAAGAAACGCCGCUACAUCGCGGACUCGUGCUGAAAAUAGAGAGAAAUGACAGUCCCCCUUCUGCAAGUAUCCCUAUAAAUUACAAAGAAGAACCUAGAACGGAAUCGCCAAUGCAGAGGUUAACAGCGGAACGGAUAGCCAACGACAGAUUACGAGAGUCACUCAUGCGAGGCAGAGAGCCAUUUGCCGGCAUGAAAGAUGAGUUUAAGGACUUCGAACAGGUGCAGACAAUACUGAAGGACUCCGACGACGUUCAAGACAGCCCAUAUUCGAGAAGCAGAAUGAAGUACUACGUGGAUGACGCACAACAUUCUUCGAGAGCGGAUAUCCCGUGGCGUUCGGGGAAUGCAGACAGCAUAAACCAACAGUCACAAUUCUCGAGAAGAGGAGGAGAACAACGAGAGGAAAACGCAACAGAGUCGAAAUUUGUGAAAGACGUCCAGUCUUCACGGCAGGAAACUAUAGAGAUAAUGGAGGAUAAAACAGGAUCCGACCCAUCAGAUGAGGAAGAGCUGCCGUCGUCGACGCUUUCCAUCACGGAGCAGGAGGCAGGUAUUCAGGUGUACAUAACCUUCACUCAAGCGUCGGAAUCGCCGCGAGCGGAGGGGAACUCACGCUCUUCAAAUCCGACAGAGCGUCCGAAUCCUACACACGAGACCGGUACAACGAGGAAGGCAGAUCUGAUGUCAAUGACUAACAUCCACAAGGGCAUCGAUGGGGUGGAGAGCUACGUUAUACCGUCGCUGGACUUCGAAGAGACGAGUUCCACCGAGCUAUCGCACGAAUCUGGAGGAGUACCCGACGGUUCCUCAGUGACGUCGGCGCAGAUGACCACAGGUGAUGGAGGGGCUCAAGUUGUUGGGAGUGAGGGGAGUAAAGGAAACGGGAAAAGCAGGCAGUAUGACGCUAGCAAUCCCUACCGUCACUGGGACGUGGAAAGCGAGGAGCAGGAGAGAGUGAUGAAAACCCAGCGUCGAACUAACAACGGCCGUGAGGGGCCGAUGUACAGUGGAAUUGAGGACGCUUCCCGUGAUGACACUGCUCCAGCUGGUGGAAACAGGACGAAUGGUCAUAGUAACACUACCAGCCGCUCCUACCUGCUCUUAUUGGCGGGGAACUCGACCAUCGUAAAGAUGCGCCAGAAGGACUUUGCGAAGUACCUGAAGCUGAACUUGGCGGCGAGGCUGUCCCUCGAGUACGACGACGUGAAGGUGAACCGCGUGGUGCUGGCGCCGCCGCGGCUGCUGGUCAACGUGAGCGUCGUGACGCCGCCGGCCGUCACCGCGGCGGAGCGCGUCGUCGCCGCUGACGAGGACGCCGGCAUCGACGCCGGGGGCGGCUAUUACGGUGGCGCCGUCCCCGCCGCAGCAGCGGCAGAGGUGAACGUCGUCGAGGAGGAGGCGCCGCUCCACAAGCUGGCGCGCGCCAACGCCACCCUGCUCGAGCUGUCUGGCGAGGAGUACCACAUCGUGCGGCUGCUACCACUGCACUCGCGCCGCCUGCCACCGCCUCCGGAGUUCAACGACAGCCUGAUGGAGGUGGAGGGCGGCGGCGGCGGCGGCGGCGGCGGCGGCGGGGCCGGCACGGCAGUCGGCGCGGACACGGAGUACCGCGAGGAGCAGCCGGAUGUGGGCGCGCCCAGCAGCAGCCGGCAGGAGCAGCCGGAGCGGCAGGUGCUGUACCGGCACGAUGACAUCGAGCUCAUCAUCUACACGGCGGUGGGCAGCGCGUGCGCAGUCGCCAUCGUGGCCACGGCCUUCAUCACCGUGUCGCGCUACCUGCGUGUCACCGCCUUCCAGUGGCCCUGGCGUUCGCCCAAGACCUUCUCGAAGGCGCCGUGGAUUCUGCCCAACCACCACCACCCGCACCACAGCUCCGGAAGGCACUCGCCGCCGCACUACCGCAUGGACGAGGAGGGUCUGCACCCAACGGUGAUCUACUCGGGCGCGUUCGCGGCGGCGCACAACGUGGGCGGCAGCAUGUGCGGCUCCACAGGCCCGUCCUCGUGGGCGGACGAGUACCAGCCGCCCCUGCCGGACCGCGCGUCGCUGCCCGCGCACUGCGGGUUGCCGCUCUUCGGCCCCGGCGGCGAUCCGGGCUCGUCCAGCGCCCUCUACAGCGACGUCGUGCAGCAGAGCCCGCGCUCCAAGCUGCACCUCUUCAGCUGCCGCCCCGGCAGCCUGCUGCUGCCCAUCGCGCCGCCGCAGUCGCCGCUCAAGUCGCUGCCCUCUCGGCUCGGGAGCAACAACAACAACAAUAACAACAACCAGCAGCAGCAGUCGGCUGGACACCUCAAGGGCAAGCUGGUGGGCGGGCUCGAUAACCCUAACUACGAGAAGUAAGGUGGCAGCGCCACGCGGCUAGCUGAGCCUCAGCCGUCACCUGCGAGACUACGUGCCAGCAGGCAACGGCUAAAGUCAUUACUUCUGAAGCAACUCACAGCUGCGGACGAUGUUUGGAAUUGCGAUUCUAGUCGUCUAUGCUUAGAGUAAAUGAGUGCCAAAUAAGUUCAACUUCUACUUCAGUGCAAUACUUGAUACCUGAAUAAUCAAUACACAAAAUCUCUAACAUUGCCUUGAAAUGUCAUCAUGAACUACUUGUUUCUCGGCAUUCAAAGAAAUAUGUGUGAAACUAAAAGACAGCAAGAUGGUUGAUGUAUCGGCACAUAACGAAAUAAAGUGAGAACAGUAUAUACAAGACUGAAUAGUUUGUCGUUCGUAUAUAAAAAAAAUAAGGUGGCACUUGAAAAAUCGAAAGAAUUAACAUACGUUUAAAUACCGAGUGGACAAAGUAAAAUUGUCAAGGAAAAUAUUUCACACAUCUUAAGAUAGACAAAGCAAAUUACAUCAGUGCCACACGAAGGGCAGAUGAUGUAAGCAGGUUUGCUAUCUCAAUGCAUGUUAAAUAUUUUCCGUGACAGUUAUAAUCUGCCCACCCAGUAUUCAUGCUACUGCGAAAUGUCUACAUCAUAGAUGUAUAUAGCUAUGUGGAAUAUAUAUCAUGGCAUAGAUCACCUUGUAUCAGCAUGCCGCUUUAUCUUCACAGACUGUUUCACAGUCUCUUCACAGAUACUAGAGUCUGUACCGAAAACGACGGAGUAUAACUAAUAUUACUUUUCUCUCCCUGUGAUGUUCGCUAAUUCGUAUUCUGAUAUAUUCAGAAGGUGUCUAACUGUAAGACUGAAGGAUGCUGAGAUGUGAUUAAAGAUGUUACACGAAAUAUUCGACAACGGUUUUUGGGCGGUUUAUCAGGUCGUUAUUCGGAAAACCCAUAUCGAUCUAAAUGAAGAAACGACAAAAAAAAGAAACAAGCGAAUGAAAUUACUGUACUCAGACAAACGUCUCGGUGUGCAUAAAAACUUCCAUUUGUCUGUUCCAUGUAGCAUAUUUAGUCCGAUACUGUGGAGUAUAUUACAGAUCAGUGUGUAACGAGAUGCUAUUUCGCCAUCCCAUGACGUAACGCAGUACAUUCGCAGGUACCAGUUUCUAUAUCCAGAACGAAAUGUGUAGCCUAUACAGUCCUCGUCUCCCUGUCCAUUAGUUUCGAAAAACGUGCUUAUUUUCAGUGGGUUCGUUUCGAACUGUUUACAUGGUAGAGGGUGUCGGCUCUUUCUCCUGUACGCGGUAACAUCGUGGUCGUCAGCGUAGGUGAAACUGCGGAGCCCUUCAAACGGAAGCGAAGCAACUGUGUAGAUGUUGAAGAAUGAUGGUGUCAUUACUUUUUCUUGCAGAAGGCCAUUUUUCUGUUCUCGCCAUCUGCUUUACUGGCUUUCUGAACUGGACUUCUGUGACUGCACGUUAAGAAAUACUUUUCUUAAUGAUGUGUUUUGCUUACAAAAGCGCUGAUUUACAGUAUCGUUAAGGCAUGACGCUUAUGCUACCUGCUCAGCAAACAUCCAAGAAACAUACCAACGGCAGGUGAAGUCAUCACUUCUGAAGCGCUCUCUCCUCCAGGACACAUCUAACAAAGUGAUUCAUGUUGUCUGUGGCGAGAAUAAGCAAGCACUAUUCAAGUUUUACUUUAAUGCAAUACUUGAUACUUUGAAUGGAUCAUAUCUCGAAUAGGCCUAAUGCCAUAAAAGAUAAAGCCAUCAACUUGACCCCAUAUUUUGAAGAUAAGAAUCCACACUGCAAAAUACUAGCCACAGCAAUCGUCUUCUCGCGAAAAUUUCAUCCUUAAUUCUGAUAGUACACACAUGACUUCUGGGAGUACUGUAUUUUUAAAACCUCCCUCUCACAGGUUGUUUGUCACUCACUCCUCCACACUACAGCCGCCUAAUGCUCCAGAGCAAAGUGACUACAUUGGGGCAGAGCGAAUAACAAUCAACCAGUGCGCGCAGCUUUUCAAAAUCUGUGCCCUCAGGAGGUCAUAGCGGCAUAUUAUAUGAAUAAAGGCCGAAAUUUUCGAGCGGAACUUAUUGCUGGUGAUGAUAUCUUUCAAGGACGCUUUUAAAGUCAAGUUGGUGAAGUUCCCUUCUUAGAAUGCUUAAAUGGACUACUUAUUACUUGGCGUUCGAAGAAAGAUGACUAAGACUGAUGGACACCUAAGGUGAUAAAGCUUUUGAUACCUACCGAAGGAAAAUAGUAGGUGACAGAGCAUUUUGUCUUUCCAUAAACCUAUAUCACUGAACAAAUUAGAUGCCCAAUAAGAAAACAAGGACACUACUACCUGGCCAAAACGAUUACGAGACAUCUGUGGAAUGUCCAUCUGACAGAAACCUGUCCAGAUCGACUCAACACACUGAAAUAGAUCGUCUUGUAAUAGCAUUUUACGUUACCGCAUUUAAUGUAAUAUUGUAUGUUCACAGAUACGAUGUUCUACAUCUAGAACGGAGAAGUAUAGCAUAUAUGUCUAUUAUCAUUCUGUUUGGUUUCAGCUUGCUUGUGUUCCGAUGAACAGAGGAUGCUGACAGCUUCUCCUCUACAAAUUUAAAUUUCAUACAUGAUGCAGUGACAGAACGAUCAUCAGCUUGUACAAAACUGCUGGUUGAUUUCAUUAAAAAGUUAAUUAUUUAUGGGAAUGUUAAGAAAGGAUGGGACUAUACGACUUCCUUCAAUCCAUUUUUCUUUUUUGGAUAUCGGUUACUAUGGUCUUGGAUUUCCGCAAAGAAAGUUCGUUUCUGAAUAAAAUUUUUGAGAAUUUACGAAUUGAUUCACAAAGUGGUCCUCACGAAGUAGGUGGUAGUAAACUGCUAUAUCUGUCUUAUAGUCUGAAGACUGCCGGUGAUGGCGAAAACUGAAAAUUUCUUGUUAAAAUUAUAUUUGAUUCGGCCAGUAAAUAAAUCAUUUAAAAAUGGAAGAAAAUUAAAUAUUUCCUUAUAAAAGCGAUGACCGACAUUGCUAUAAGGUGCUACAAUGUGGAGUCUCUUGCAUGUUGAUUCAGUUUCUUUAUUUUAGACACACUGCUCUUACAGACACUAAAUUGCGCUUCUUCUUUAACGGUGGAUGAGUCGGUCUUUUCCUCUAGUCUUCGCAUACUUAGUCCCUCCAACACCUUGCCACCUAAUAAUGAUGUCGACCGAUCAACGAGCAAAAUACUCCUACCCUUAAGGAAAACUGGUUAACUGAAUACAGCAUUUUAUACGAAAUUUUUAAGAAAUACUUUUCGCAAUUCGUGGUCAUUGUAUGAAACAAGUCGCAUACUAUUUGGUUACAGUCACUGAAAAAUCCUCGUGUGUCAGUCUCUACCGCAGUAAUUAUAAGAUUUCGCAUCGGUAUACCGUAACCAGCUAUCGUCCUUGGGCAGAAAUAAACAACUCUGCUAUUGUAUCAAAAACCAUCCCUCAACAUUCUACUGUCCCUAUUCUUUGUAAAGUGACUAAAAGCUUCGUGCGAAAUCGGAAUUCACUUUAGUACUCAAUUCGUGUAAAACCAUCACACCAACAGAGUGCAAGUUAACAGUUCACUGCAAAAAUUAUUUAGUUGUCAUGGCUUAUGCGGCUGAGGCUGAAGAAAAACGUAACGUGAUUUGUGGCAAUUAGGCCUUCUGUUGGAAAAGCACCACUACGAGUUAGAUAGCAUUAUUUUCAUUUUCACAGAAUACAUAUCUGAAGGUAACGUGACAAAUUACUUCACUCAGUCUUUGGUUAGACUUUUCUUUCCGCUGUACCUACAUGUGGCACGACAGAAUCAGGUAAGAGCCAGAGUGGAAGUUGCAACAGUAUCGAAUAACUCCGUACCAGGCUGGAGUUCCGAGGCUGACCGUAAUCCGCACUUGGGCAUCUGUGCGUAACAGCAUCCACAAAAGGCAGGUUCCGCCUUUUUUCUAGUGUUUGUCACAGUGUCUUAACUUCUCCCGUAUCAUCAUAUGACAAGCUCACGUUAGGAAAUUAUGGUAACCUACGUAAGGUAUGUAAAGAGAAAACAACUGAUGAUUGCGAAUGAGAACUAGCGAAUUAUAGCUGUGACCCGAAUUCUUGUGACAUUCAGUUUACUUACAUCUAUCAGCACCACGAACAAAUCACGCCUUUGUUUGCCUAUAAUAUUACAAAAACGAUAGUGUAUUUUAGUAUUCUGUAUUGCAGUACAUGUGAGAAUUUGGCAUCGGUAUAACUUGCAUCGUUUUAAUCACGACAACUAGAUCGCGAUGUCAAAUAAAAAUUGAUCUCCGUUAUUUUAAGGUUUUUGGCCCGAAAGCAAACUACUUUGUUUCUUGAUCCACAAGUGGCCGACACUCUACAAGCACAUAGUCUGGCAGCUCUGUAUGGUCUUAAAAGAUUCAAAUACGGGCAUGUCACUGUGAAGGUGGCCAAGUAUAAAAGACAUUGACACAGUCAUCUAAGGAACAAAUGUAAACAACUGAACGAGUUUCAUUCUGAACGCCCGGAAAUGAGAGCAAGCAUGCCAGGUCUGUUUGGAAAACGACGUGAAGCGUGAUGAUGUACGAUUUUGCUUCAUGACCUGAUAGUUGAUUGUUGUUGUGAGCACUUGACGGACAGGGACAAACAUUACGAAUUAGAUGCACAUAAUUAUCCGCUAGGCAGUGAAAUAACGUUCUAAUCUGUUUAAUUUCAAAACUCUGUUCUGUCAUGAUUCAAAGUUAUCAUUCUCGCUCAAAUUGGAGCCUGUACUUUAUGAUAGUUCCAUCUUCGUUUCUUAACAAGGUGGUUACUACAGUAACGCAGUUUGGAAGAAUUUUUUUAAGAGAUUUAUCUUUAUUGCGGUGAUCGAAAUACAUAUGUGAUCCACGUAACAUGCGUCAACCUACAAUUACGCAUACUUGUAACUGACAGACCCAUGGAAAAGCUGAAUGGCCAAUGUGUGAGCGUAAAGCCACAUGUAUCUCUUUACAAGCAGUUACUCGAGUGACCACUAAUGUUUCCAUUGCUGUGAAGCAGUCCUUUACAGUAACACUCGUCAAAUUUAUUGAUCACGUUUUAACGAUUUGUCUACCAGGUUGACCUGCUCAGAGGUUUCUCAUGAAUUACUGUUUUGUACCGUCAUUCUUCUUAUAACUGUCACAAUAUCAUGUUAAUGGUAUUACAGUCGAGUCUUACAUUGUUGUGGCAAAAAUUAUAAAAAUAAUUUCUACAUUGCAAAGAACCACAAUUAUACGAAAUUAACUAAUGGCGAUGCAUCAAUUUAAAAAAAGUUACUGCAGAUUUUAAACGUUUUAUGUCCUUUAUCGAUCGUUUGUAUUUAAUCUUUUUGCGUAAAUUACAGCUUAAUGUGAAACUCAUCAGAGAAUUUAACGUAUCUCGUAAAACUUGACUAACACCUAUUUCACCGGGAAUUUGUGGGUCCCAGAAGAAAAAUGCGUAUUAUUACGUAAUAUUAUUGGUGUUGUUAUUUAUUUAUUCCCUUGUAAAUAAUUAUAAAUGUGUUACAUUAACAUUUUAAAAUAAAGAAAAUAGAUAUGUGUGUUUUAGUAUGCAAUAGGUCUCUGUUUGCAACUUUAAUUAUCUACAUGAUAAUAUUACUGUUGUCUCAGCCAGAAAUACUUGUUAUCCUGCACUGCUUUCUGAAAGUCUGAAUAAUUCGCUGUAAUAAACGCUGUACGAUUGGUGUUAUAAUGAAUGAUAAUCAUUCCAUUAAAUUUAAUGUAAUGACAGCUGGUCGUGUACUCUAUAGCUCACCCUAUUCUCUAUGUUCGAUCCAGAAAAUACGAGACAAGCUCAUUGCGUACUGUGAUUUUAUACAUGUAAAUAGUUUUAAACCAGCUGAAUCAUCUGGACGAACUCUGAGGCUUGUGUUUUGCUGAAUACAAGUGCAGUUACUAAUUACAUCAAUCAAAAUAUUUCUAAAAUCAGAUGGAGAAAAAAUAUUUUUAUUAACUCUUCAACAUCACGGACUGUAUAAUUUCAGUUUAAUUGUUCUGAUUUAACAAUGCUAUAAAACUUAAUAUGUAGUUGGGAAAUUUAAUCAAACUCUUAAAUGCAGAGGUUAAUUUUCGUUACAGUUAUAUAGUUGCCAGCUUGAAAUAUUUAUUUCCUCUGUAUCUGUAGUGACCUCCAUAGAAACAGCAAAAAUAGUGUUUCUUUUCUUAGUGUUUGUUGUAUAUGAUACCAAACAAGAACUGAUCAUUUAUAUAUAUACAGUAUUAGGUAUAAUUAAUUUCAUUGUAGAUAUUAAUCGUAGUUUAUUGGUGUUCUGAAUGAAAAUAGAUCAUAGAGCUAGACACUGCAUCAUUUUAGGAGCAGAUUUGUAAGUGUCAAUUAAUUUUUCCUCUUACACAUCUUUGACAUGAAAGUGAAAAAUGUAUCUAUUGCAUCUGAUUUUUGUUCACUUACACAAUUGUUAUUUCUCGUUCCAAACUAUGUUGUUGACUAAGUUACACUUAGAAUUACCACUGAAAAUGUUAAUUUGUUUUUUCCAUAUUUGUGUGCUUCUAAAGAUAUUGCAGUAAUUGAUAGUUGCAUCGUUGGAGCUUGUUAGGCUUUUCAUGUCAAUGGUUAUGUGCUUCUUGCAGUGGCGUUAUCUUUUUUUCCCCAUUAUUGACAUUUUAGACGAAUGUGAUAGAUGUUCAGUGUUAUAAAACCAAGCAAUUCCGGUUUUUAUGUAGUUCACAUCUGCAGAAGUGAGAGUUUUAAGUAACUGAGGAUUAUUCUGUUAAGUAAGGUAAUCCUAGUUUCGUUAGUUAGUACUUCUAAAGAUAAUAAUUUCAUGGUACCUACCCAACUCCAAAUAAACCUUACACUGCUGUCGUAUUCGGCAGGUAAUAAAAAAACAUGUUUGAUAUUUGUUUAACACAUAGUGAAUAGAUAACUGUACAACAGACAACGAUUGUCGAAGAUUAAGUGUGUUGUUAGUUUCUGUGGUAGCCUUGUUUUCCAAAGACGACGAAAUACAGCCAUAAGGCACCAUGAGUGGAGUCAUCAACCGAAAGCAGAAACGUUUUAAUUGGUUGGCUACUUAAGUAUUCAUAUUUUGUAUAUUUACUUAGUUAAUUGCAAUUCAUUGAUUGUAAUUUCCCAUAUCCAGCGAUCAUUAAAUAUCCCCCAUAGUUCAUCGUUUGCAAAACCAAAGAUUGUACUAAAUUUACUGUAUUACUGUGAAUGUUGUAGCUUUAUUUGCAAUAAAUUUCUAUUCUUGUUGUUUA
Schistocerca gregaria is the source of this 10933-nucleotide messenger RNA. RefSeq lists its product as uncharacterized. NCBI's taxonomy places the organism in Eukaryota, Metazoa, Arthropoda, Insecta, Orthoptera, Acrididae. Bases 376 to 3738 code for a protein of 1120 amino acids. The record is from RefSeq and is a predicted model, not a curated record. The transcript is spliced from 5 exons.